Melopsittacus undulatus (budgerigar) is the source of this 1955-nucleotide messenger RNA. It is a transcript of the gene GSK3B, whose product is annotated as glycogen synthase kinase 3 beta. Gene Ontology annotation, cellular component: cytosol; beta-catenin destruction complex; nucleus. Lineage: Eukaryota; Metazoa; Chordata; Aves; Psittaciformes; Psittaculidae. The transcript has 12 exons. The record is from RefSeq and is a predicted model, not a curated record. Gene Ontology annotation, biological process: insulin receptor signaling pathway; regulation of neuron projection development; extrinsic apoptotic signaling pathway in absence of ligand. The coding region runs from base 139 to 1440 and encodes 433 amino acids. Gene Ontology annotation, molecular function: tau-protein kinase activity; protein serine/threonine kinase activity; ATP binding.
GUUUCAUGUGGCGAGUGCCGCCCGUCUCCUCCAGCUGAGCGAGCGAGGGAGCGGCAGACGGGCCCGCCGGGGCGAGGCGGAGGAGGGGGAAAGGCAGGAAGAGAGCGGUGAUCGGGGCACAGUAGGAGCGGGAGAACCAUGUCCGGGCGGCCCAGGACCACCUCCUUCGCGGAGAGCUGCAAGCCGGUGCAGCAGCCCUCGGCCUUCGGCAGCAUGAAAGUUAGCCGAGACAAAGAUGGCAGCAAAGUGACUACAGUAGUGGCAACGCCUGGACAAGGUCCGGACCGACCACAAGAAGUUAGCUACACAGACACCAAGGUUAUCGGAAAUGGAUCUUUUGGUGUUGUGUAUCAAGCCAAACUCUGUGAUUCAGGAGAGCUUGUGGCCAUUAAGAAAGUCCUGCAGGAUAAAAGAUUUAAGAACAGAGAGCUCCAGAUUAUGAGAAAGUUGGAUCAUUGUAACAUUGUCCGAUUGCGUUAUUUCUUCUACUCCAGUGGAGAGAAGAAAGAUGAGGUGUACCUCAACCUGGUGCUGGACUAUGUUCCUGAAACAGUAUACAGAGUUGCCAGACAUUAUAGUCGGGCCAAACAGACACUCCCUAUGAUUUAUGUCAAGUUAUACAUGUAUCAGCUGUUCCGGAGUUUAGCCUAUAUCCACUCCUUUGGGAUCUGCCACCGGGAUAUAAAACCACAGAACCUCUUGCUGGACCCUGAUACAGCUGUUCUAAAACUCUGCGACUUCGGAAGUGCAAAACAGCUGGUUCGUGGAGAACCUAAUGUCUCAUACAUCUGCUCUCGGUACUACAGGGCACCAGAGUUGAUCUUUGGAGCCACCGAUUAUACCUCCAGUAUAGAUGUGUGGUCAGCAGGCUGUGUAUUGGCUGAACUGUUACUAGGACAACCAAUCUUUCCAGGUGACAGUGGUGUGGAUCAGUUGGUGGAAAUAAUCAAGGUUCUGGGAACGCCUACAAGGGAGCAAAUUAGAGAAAUGAAUCCGAACUAUACUGAAUUCAAAUUCCCUCAGAUUAAGGCACAUCCAUGGACUAAGGACUCGUCAGGAACAGGACAUUUCACCUCAGGAGUACGGGUCUUCCGGCCCCGCACUCCACCAGAAGCAAUCGCGCUAUGUAGCCGUCUGUUGGAGUACACCCCCACUGCCCGCCUGACUCCCCUGGAGGCCUGUGCGCACUCUUUCUUCGAUGAACUACGGGACCCAAAUGUCAAGUUACCAAAUGGGCGAGAGAAACCUGCACUCUUCAAUUUCACCACUCAAGAACUGUCAAGUAACCCAUCUCUGGCUUCGAUCCUCAUCCCUGCUCAUGCCCGGAACCAAGCAGCUGCUUCAGCCCCUACAAACGCUACAGCGGCCUCAGAUGUUAACGCAGGAGAACGAGUUCAGACCAAUAGCGUAGCUACAGCAUCAGCCUCCAACUCCACCUGAACCAGUCCCAAGCAGCCAGCUGCACAGGAAAAAUCACCAGUAAAUUUGAGUCUUGCUCAGCAACACUGGUCUCAUUUGGAAAGAAAAUUAAAAAGAGGAGAGAAAAAAAAACAAAAAAACCCAAAAAAAAGGAAAGAAAACAUAAAAAAAAAGGAAAAAACCAACCAACCAAGCAACCUGUUCAUUUUAGUGUUCAAUUUUUUAUUAUUAUUAUUGUUGUUCUUAUUUAACCUUGUAAAAUAUCUAUAAAUACAAACCAGUUUCAUUGUAUUCUCACUCUGCAGGGUGUCCGGGGCAGGGGACUAGGUGGGGGGGAGGAGGGAAAGCGGAGCAAUACAACACACCAAUGUCUCUCCCCUCGACAAUCUCUUCAUGUUGGAAGUUUGCUGUUGUGUACUUCAGAACCAGGACUCUUGCCUCAUGCCCUCUCCCACAACAGAAAGAAGGAGGAACAAAAAACACAAAAAAGGAAAAAAAGAAAAACCAAAACUAAAAAAAAAAAACCCAAACCUCAU